Messenger RNA from Delphinapterus leucas (beluga whale), 3041 nucleotides. It is a transcript of the gene EXD1, whose product is annotated as exonuclease 3'-5' domain containing 1. Gene Ontology annotation, molecular function: nucleic acid binding; 3'-5' exonuclease activity. NCBI's taxonomy places the organism in Eukaryota, Metazoa, Chordata, Mammalia, Artiodactyla, Monodontidae. The record is from RefSeq and is a predicted model, not a curated record. Gene Ontology annotation, cellular component: PET complex. Gene Ontology annotation, biological process: piRNA processing; nucleobase-containing compound metabolic process.
CAGGCCGGCUGGCGUCCGACCUGUAGAGUGGGUUCCCGGCGCUGCGUACUUUAGUUUUCGGGGCUGUCCUUUGACAACCGCCACCGCGGGCUUGGAACUCCCCGAAAGUUUUUCCUUAACAAAAGUCCCUCUUUUUUCACUUCAAGACUGAAGCUCGAGGAACUCACCAUUUGGCUGAAAUAGAGACAAGAUUUCCCAAACUUUCGUCGGAGGAAAAAGAAAAACAAACCUAACGGCGGAGGAGAGAAUUUCUAGCGUAUGGCCCACCGUUUAUUUGAAGUUUCUUAUUUUGCCUUAAAAACGAGGAAAUUUGCAUUUUGCUCCUGUGGCAUAUUUUUGUUUGUUUUCUUGAAAACAUUUAAAGCCACCCGUUAAAUUAGUACACCCUUUAAGGUGAACCAGUUCUUUUCCUGUGGCUUCAGUGCCUUUACACCCCUUACCCACCCCUCGAGUGUUACUUUGUACAGAACUGGUUUGAGUUAUGGAAGAACCAAAUUCUGACCGCUAUCGCGUAGUACUUAAGCACUAGAACCCUGUAUUAGCGAGCUGGUCACGUCAAUUUAGGUUACUGGAUUAAAGCUUUACCUAAGGCUUUGACGGCUUAGCAAGGAUACUGAGGUUCUAGUCUUACUGAAUUGUUUUCACGAUAGACUUACUUUUGUCUGACCUAAUGAUGUCUGCCUGAAUAAGCAGAGUGUGACAUGUUGGAUAUGCCCAUCUAGGCCACAGGACCUUCUUUUUAUUCUGAGAGCGGUUUGGAUACUUAAAGAAGAUUAUUUGAAGACUCCUUCUGGAAUCAAAUAGCAUGGAUCCCACCAGUGACUACCAUUUCCUCAAUCAGAUUUUGUGGAGAAGAGUGAAACUCACAUUGGUUUGUGGCAUCUUUGAGGGAGUGCUCCAGCAUGUGGACCCUAACAAGAUUGUUGUCCUGAAGAAAGCCGCUCCCCAUCACUUGCACUGCCUGAGCUCCACCUCCUGUCAGCAUUAUGUGAAGAAUGUGGAGACUGAUCGAAGUGUCCCAGGAGUGAAGAUGUUUUUUGGACACGAGAUUGUGAAUGUGGAACUACUGGAUGAAGAAGAACAAGGUGCAGUAAGAGAAAAGGCAUCUUCUGUUAGUCUAAAUACAGAAAGAAACAGGAUGGAUACAAUAAAAGAUGAAGACAUAAAUGUAUAUAAGCCUGCUUCUCCUGCCUCUGAGGCACCAACCACUUCUCUGCUAAAUGACCUCAAGUACAGCCCAUCAGAGGAAGAGGAGGUGACAUACACAGUCAUUGAUCAGUUCCAGCAGAAAUUUGGUGCUGCAAUGCUCCACAUCAAGAAGCAAAGUGUCCUGAGUGUGGCAGCAGAAGGAGCUAAUGUGUGUCGUCAUGGGAGACUAUGUUGGCUUCAGGUGGCCACAAAUAGCCGAGUUUACUUAUUUGACAUUUUCCUUCUGGGAAGUCGUGUUUUCAGCAAUGGACUUCAGAUGGUAUUAGAAGACAAGAGAAUUUUGAAGGUUAUCCAUGAUUGUCGUUGGCUUUCUGAUUGCCUCUCUCGUCAGUAUGGAAUUUUGCUGAAUAAUGUCUUUGACACCCAGGUAGCAGAUGUCCUUCAAUUUUCCAUGGAAACAGGCGGCUUUCUUCCAAACUGCAUUAGUACUUUACAGGAGAGUUUAAUCAGACACCUUAAAAUAGCCCCUAAAUAUCUCUCCUUUCUGGAAGAGAGACAAAAACGGAUUCGGGAAAACCCAGAACUAUGGUUCACACGACCUCUUUCACCCUCUUUGCUAAAAAUUUUGGCCUUGGAAGCUACCUACCUGCUGCCCCUUCGCUUGGUACUCCUAGAUGAAAUGAUGUCUGAUCUAACUACCCUGGUGGACGGGUACCUAAACACCUACCGAGAAGGGUCUGCAGACUGGCUGGGAGGCAUGGAGCGUAAAUGUAUGGAGCUCCCAGAGGAACUGCUUCGACUGAAGGACUUCCAGAGACAGCGCAGAGAGAGAGCUGCAAAAGAAUAUAGAGUAAAUGCGCAGGGACUCCUAAUACGGACAGUACUACAUCCAAAGAAGUCUAUGACAGAGACAGCAGGGAAAAAGGGAAAAGUAAGAGGUUUCUUACUUUGUAAAAAUUCUAGGCUAGAUAAAGCUCCAAAUUUUACAUCUCACAAGGAUGUAAAUUUGCUAAAAGAAGAAUCUAAGAGUAAGCAAACCACAGCGGAAUCUCAACAUCUACCUCCCAUAAAGGAAGAAGUCAGUGAAGAUUCCAGUAACAAACGAAUUUGCCCUGAGUCAGAGGGGUUUAAGGACCAGAGAAUAACUCUAAAAGAAUACCUCAAGAUACCUAAACAAGAGUUUCAGACAAAUUUAUCUUUGAAAGAGGAGAUAGAACAGUUACUGAUGGUGGAAAACAAGGAAGAUCUAAAAUGUACAAAACGAGAUGUUUUAGUGUCUCCUUCCUUUCCUCAGGAAACCAGAGUGUCUCCAAGUGACAUUUUUCAUCCUUUUAGAAAAGCUGUGCUUCCCACACAUCCUCCCUGCCCAGCUUUGGAGAAGACUGAUUCCUGGAUAAAUCCAGAUUCUCCCAAUCUGCCUUAGAGAUCUGCAGUUUGUUCUUGAGGCCAAUAAAGGUGGCUUAUUUCCUCUGCCAUCAAGACCUUCCUCAGUGCUAAAGUUUCUUGUGCUGUAAAUUAGUCACAGGCUUUGGGGGAAAUUAUAUCCUCUUGCUUGCUCCUAUAUUCUUAGAAUUUGAUUAGGAUGGGGAUGAAUAAGUUAAAUAAUGGAAGAAGUAAAUGUUCUGAUUAUGUCACUGUGUAGAAAUGUUCCCUGUGGCCAAACUGAAUUAUUUCUCAUAAUUUGGGUUUAAAGGAUUUGAAGAAGGGAAAAAUUUUGGACUUAGUGUCUGGAAGAAUCUAUACUUUAAAUUUUUUGUUGUUUUUUCUGGUUUGAAGGAUGUUGGUAAAACUCUUAGCCAUAAGUUUAAAAAUAUUAGUACCUGACAACUUUACCUGUACUUUUUUCCUUUUUAGAAUAUUAACUUUGUCAAUUAUACCUCAAUAAAGAUGAA